CAUUCAUUGACUUAUGAGUCAAUUGUCGAGUCGUUUGUCGUCCACCGAAAGCCGUUUAAAUGCGAUUACGAAAAAUGUGACAAAAGUUUCUCAACUCAAAGCCGAUUGAAUGCACACAAAGGCCGCAGACAUGCCAUCGAUGAGCACAAAGAGGUUAUCACUCGGGAACCUAUUGCCAGCGGAUCAGAUGAUGUCAUUGCCAGUGGACAGCAGUCAACGUCCAGCCCUAUGACCGGUGCUAUCAGUCCUGACACCCGAUCGGUUGACAACAAACAUGAUUUGGGCUCCGAUGUCGAGGACGUGAUACUAACCCAUGAGUACAGCGCCGGUAAAGCACCGGACGGUAUAAACUCGGCGCCAGUAGUCACUGGUCAGCCAUUGCCGGACAUCGACUCUGUUAUUAUUAAUAACCCAAACACUAUUCAAACACCAGCACCCGGAGCUCUACCACAUGACCACGAAAUUGCUGCUCAUAACAGCCCCGACCGUCACUACUCAUCCACCGGUUGUGCCGACCCAACUGUGCUGUCGAAGAGCGCCCGUAGGCGUAGGAACCGCGCACUCCUCGACCGCACCAACGCUGCGGUCAGACACCGGGAUCUGCGGCACAAAGCGUGCGAUUUGUGCGGCAAAAGGUUUCGCACCGACACCGGAGUGGAGACACAUAGACAGCGCUUUCACAUCAACGGCGGGCCCACCGACUGUCCGCCGCCGGACACCAGCGGUGCCCCAAAUACUGAUUGCAUUCCCGUAGCGAGUGAUGCACAGCCGCCGCAGCCGACCCCCGGACCACCUUUUUAUACCCAAAUCACUAGUAAUAAUGCGAACACUAUUCAGUCAUCCAUUGCCGGUGCGGCGCCGCACCCGACCACCCCUUGGCCUAGCCUUCAGUCACCAUCACAUCACACACCGUAUGGUUUUGCUCAACAGUUUAGCCAACAAUACACUGCGUUUGGCCAUCAAAUGGCUGAGUAUAACAGCGGCACCGGCUUUACUGCCGGUCCUUCUGGCCUACAGAGCGCUGGCGCUUAUGGCCACCACUCGACUACCGGUGCCGCUGACCUAACAGGCCAUCAAUUUCCAAACACCGGUUCUAAUAUUAGGCCGUAUUUCAAACUAAGAUUCAUACGAUUGGCCGCAAAACGUGGUCGAGUGGACAGUCAGCCGAUGUCUGUCGAGCAUAUGUUUGGUGUGAUA
Molecule: messenger RNA, 1197 nt
Organism: Medioppia subpectinata
Lineage: Eukaryota; Metazoa; Arthropoda; Arachnida; Sarcoptiformes; Oppiidae
Source: the annotation of a GenBank genome assembly